Molecule: messenger RNA, 2561 nt
Organism: Camelina sativa (false flax)
Lineage: Eukaryota; Viridiplantae; Streptophyta; Magnoliopsida; Brassicales; Brassicaceae
Source: RefSeq, a predicted model, not a curated record
CUUUUUAUUGUUCAUCGUUUCUUCUCAGAAGCUGCAGAGCCAACCAAAAGAAAACAACACAAUCGAUUUUGGUUGUGGGUGUUAGUGAUAAAGACAUGAUAUAAUUGAUAGAUAUUAUAGUUUGCUUUAUGAAGCAGGUUUCUUGAGAAGCAAGUCUCUCUAACAUGUAUUCAAGAAGAGUAAGAGGGACCUCGGUAGACUUUGGCACAAUCACGGCGAUCGCCAUUGAUAAGGACAAGAACAGCCAACAUGCCUUCAAGUGGGCCGUUGAAAAUCUCCUUCAAGAUUCUCCACAAUGUGUCCUUCUCCACGUUCAAGCAGGAAACAAUCAAGACGAGACACAUCAAUUGUUUCUUCCUUUCAGAGGAUUCUGCACUCGAAAAGGAAUCAUAGCUAAGGAGGUUAUUCUUGGCGAUCUUGACAUCUCCAAUGCUUUGGUUAAAUACAUAAGCAACAAUUUUAUUGCAAAUAUCGUUGUUGGCGCAUCUGCACGCAACUCCUUCCUCAAGAAGUUUAAGAGUCCAGAUGUGCCCACAACUUUGCUUAAGACGACUCCAGAGACUUGUGCCGUCUUUGUUGUGUCCAAAGGUAAGCUAUCAAGAAGCAAAUUUGCGACUCAGCCUCAGAAAAUUUCGAGACAACAAAAUCUCUCUUUUUUGUUGUACAACUCAACGAGCUCCAUUUCCAGUGAUUCCGAGAGGGCAUCUUCAUCACCUGUAUCUACACAAACCAACAAACCAAUAUCAGAUUCCUACCUAUCCUAUUCACCUCGCAUCUCACCACCUCAAUCUGUAAGUGAGAUUUCUCACUCAGAGAGGACUGACAAUGGCAGCUACGGUGUGGUAUCAAGUGUGAGUUCUUACACCAUCUCUUCAAGUUCUACUACCAACAGAAGCUCGAUCUCUUCAACGUCCACGGAAAGUCCACUUGCAGGAAAUGUCGUGGAACAACAGAAUCAAAAUCUUGAAGCAGAGGUGAGGAGACUAAGACUGGAGUUGAAGCAGUUUAAGAAGAACAAAGAUACUACAACCCAAAAAGAAAACUCUCAAGAACUUCAAGUACCUAGAGCUACCGCAACCCCAAGGUCAGAGGAAGCAAUAGAAUUGCCUAGAUUAUUUUUUGAGAGGGAAAAGCAGAAAAGGCAGUCUGAAAUCCACGCAGCUGAAAUAGCAAAGCGCAUAGCGCAAAUGGAGAGCCUAAAGAGAAGAUUACAAGAGAUGCAAGCCAAUUUAGAGAAAGAGAGAAUGGUCAAUGAAGUCUCUUACAGACGUUAUAGUAUCAAAGAUGUUGAAGGUGCAACCAAUGGUUUUUCUGAUGAUCUAAAGAUUGGGGAAGGAGGUUAUGGACCUGUUUACAAAGCUGUCCUCCAUUACAAUUCUGUCGCCAUUAAGAUCAUGAAGUCAGGUAUCACAGAGGGACUGAAACAGUUCCAACAAGAGAUUGAGGUUCUGAGUAGCAUGAGACACCCUAAUAUGGUGAUCCUUCUCGGUGCAUGUCCCGAGUUAGGUUGUCUCGUUUAUGAGUAUAUGGAAAAUGGAACACUUGAAGAUCGCAUCUUCUGCAAAAACGAUACACCUCCACUUUCAUGGAGAGCAAGGUUCAGAAUCGCUGCUGAGAUUGCCACAGGACUUCUUUUUCUUCACCAGGCAAAACCUGAGCCCCUAGUUCAUCGUGAUCUGAAGCCAGCAAACAUUCUGCUUGAUAAAAAUUUCACUAGUAAGAUCAGUGAUGUCGGUCUAGCUCGCUUGGUGCCUCCCUCUAUGGCUGAUGAUUCUUUCAGUAACUAUCACAUGACUUCUGCAGCCGGUACAUUUUGUUACAUCGACCCUGAGUAUCAGCAAACCGGAAUGCUUGGAGUGAAAUCUGACCUCUAUUCCUUUGGUGUAGUGCUUCUGCAAAUCAUAACAGCGAUGCCAGCAAUGGGUUUAACCCAUAAAGUAGAGAUGGCAAUUGAAAAUAAUAAGCUCAGAGAAAUUUUGGAUCCAAAAGUAUCAGAAUGGCCUGAAGAAGAGACUCUGGAGUUGGCUAAAUUGGCUUUGCAGUGCUGUGAACUGAGGAAAAAAGACAGACCUGAUCUUGCUUCAGUACUGUUACCAGCUCUAACCAGGCUAAGAGAGUUUGCAACAGAGGAUCAUGAACGUAUCCAGGACAGAACAUAUGUGUCACAUGUACACAAUUCAGUUUCGCUUCCCCAGUUUCCUCCCCCUCAGAUCAACAAGAAGCUGACUGUGGCAGUACCUGCGACCCACGAAGAACUUGAUCCGUAUAGGAGCAGUAAUCAUUCCAUAUCAAGAAGAAGUCGACCUCCAAGAUCACAUACAAGCCAGAGCAAAGGCAAGCGUUGGUCUUUUAUGAGUUGUGUUCCAUCCAAAGUUCAGUGGGGUGAUCUCCCGUAGUGUGUGGGAGUUCCUUAAAGAGUUUUGUUCAUGUAAAAUGCAACACUAUUAAAGAUUUGUUUGUUUAUUAAUGGAAGAUCCUCGUUUGAUGCACAAAUCAAAUCAAAUCGUCGUCUUGCAGGAACAUGUAUGCUAUUAUAAUAAAGUGUUACUCUUGUUACGUUA